GGCACUAGAAGUGCACUUAGAGUGCUGGCAGCACAAACAAUAUUAAAAUGCGUGAUGUAAUAACCGUUCUGCUGUUCCUGCAGAUCAUAGGAUCGAUGCAGGGCCAGAUGCUACCGAAGGAAAUUAAAAAGUGCCACUUUGGAGAAUCUCAGUGCAUUGUAGAUUCGAUGAAUGCCGUGAUUAAGAAGUUUCCAAGGGGCAUUCCAGCGUUGGGCCUGAAACCCAUCGACGUGGUCGACAUCAGAAACUCCAAGUUCUGGAACGACGAAAAGGUAGGCGCUUUCUGGCUGCAAUUUGAUCUGUUCAAUCAGGUGAACUAUGGCUUUGAGAACACGACGAUUACAAAGGUGAAUGGGUUCGAUGAGAAUCCCACCUCCAGCCUGAUAGAAAUACACGGCCGGAUACCCAGUCUGAUUCACAAGGGUAGUUAUUUCUCUGAAGGAAGAGUGUGGAUUGUGCAGCUGAAUUCUACAGGGGAGUCCUUUUCAGACUUCCAAAACUUUCGCUUCGUCCUUAAACUAAAAGUUAUCAUGGAGUAUCGGAAUAAUAAGCGUUAUUUGAAGAUCUACGAACUAAGUCCUUUUGUGAAUAUGGAUCGUUGGGUAUUCUGGCUGGACAACUUUUUCGAAUCCAAUACGGAUUUAACGAUAGCCAUAAACCAAGUGUUCAAUCUGCACUGGGUAGAGUUUUGGAACGAGCUAGAGCCCACAAAUCUGAAAAUAUUCGCUAGUGUUUUUCGCGACAUUUUCGAGGACAUCUUUCAGAAGGUCUCCUACGAUGAUAUGUUCUUACCGGUUCCCAAAGAGUCUGAAGUAAAUGAUUAAAGGUGGUUUAAGUUA
This is a messenger RNA of Drosophila eugracilis, 839 nucleotides long. RefSeq lists its product as uncharacterized. The record is from RefSeq and is a predicted model, not a curated record. The transcript is spliced from 3 exons. NCBI's taxonomy places the organism in Eukaryota, Metazoa, Arthropoda, Insecta, Diptera, Drosophilidae. The coding region runs from base 48 to 824 and encodes 258 amino acids.